AUGGUAGCGAGUACAAAUGCUUCGGCUACACAUGUCAGUUCAAGCACAACCACAACCACAACCACAUCAAACACAUCAAACACAUCAAGCACUGGCAGCACGUUCUCAUUUCUCAAGCUGAAAUGGAGAACCUCCAAAGAUCCGAAAUUAAACAUUAGACAAAGACUACCAAAUUCAGUAGAUGAUAUCGAAAGAGAUUGGGUCAGACAUAGCGCUCUUAAGCUGGCUUUUGAGGGUGAUUUCAAGGCUCCAAUUCAAAGAUUAUUGCAAGCGGGUGGAAGUGAAGUGUUAGAUAUUGGAUGUGGUGCAGGGUUUUGGUCGAGUGACAUGGCAUCCAAAUAUCCGAUAUCGUAUUUUACAGGCAUUGACAUUGACAAAAAUGUGUUGCCCACAAGUUCGCUUUCCAAAAAUGUACUCUAUCAGCGUAUUGAUCUGAUUGAGCUUCCAUUGCCAUAUGAAGAUGCUACGUUUGACUAUAUAUUCAUACGGUCCAUGAUGGAUACACUACCAGACUCCAUGUGGGAUAAUGUGCUGAAGGAGCUAGUACGCAUUAUGAAGAAGGGAGCUUAUAUCGAGUGUGUAGAAGCAUAUGAUAAUCUAUUUGAUGCAGGACCUAGUAUGAACACACUAAAUCAAUUAAUUCAAUCAAGUAUAAAACACCCUCCUCAAUCGCCCACUACGCCAACAUCUGCAUACAAUACGUUGACGUCAAACACAUCUGCCACUUCACAAUACAAUCCGUGGCCCAACAGAAUUGCUAAUAUGAGUCAAUUGAUUGGCAUGCAGAUCUAUCACACACACACGCCUGUUGGUAUCUAUGGCGGCGCAGUUGGGUCGUUGCUAUUGGAGUAUUGGGAGAGGAUCAUCAAGGGCUUUCGAAGGGAUUGGAUCACCAACAAGCUCAUUGCCGAGGACGAACUAGAAAAGACAGUGGAAUCCAUGAAGAGCGAAGUGAACGAAUACAACACAUACAUGUCUUGGUAUUCUGUUGUAGCACAAAAAAAGGGUUACAGUGGACCCACCAUUCAAUUUGACGACGUUGAUGAUUUUGAUAUUGUACAUACACACAUAUUUUAA
This is a messenger RNA of Mucor velutinosus, 1077 nucleotides long. RefSeq lists its product as uncharacterized. Gene Ontology annotation, molecular function: methyltransferase activity. The record is from RefSeq and is a predicted model, not a curated record. Bases 1 to 1077 code for a protein of 358 amino acids. Lineage: Eukaryota; Fungi; Mucoromycota; Mucoromycetes; Mucorales; Mucoraceae. The transcript is spliced from 6 exons.